Hemiscyllium ocellatum (epaulette shark) is the source of this 6455-nucleotide messenger RNA. RefSeq names its product leucyl-cystinyl aminopeptidase-like. Bases 671 to 3781 code for a protein of 1036 amino acids. Gene Ontology annotation, cellular component: cytoplasm. Lineage: Eukaryota; Metazoa; Chordata; Chondrichthyes; Orectolobiformes; Hemiscylliidae. Gene Ontology annotation, biological process: proteolysis; peptide catabolic process. Gene Ontology annotation, molecular function: peptide binding; metalloaminopeptidase activity; zinc ion binding. The transcript has 18 exons. The record is from RefSeq and is a predicted model, not a curated record.
UGUAAAACAAUCAGGGACUGUAGAUCGCCUGUGAAGUCAAGCGAGGACAGAGUGAAGUUCAAUAUUUUGUGUACUUUAGGUAAAUUCACAGCUAACCACUGGGGAAGGACCAACAACUUCCCUGGUACUGCUGUCAAUGUUUGAAUCACAAUAACUAGAAAGGCUGGCGCAGAAUGUAACUACCAACACCAGGGACUGUGUGUCUAUAGGUUCCAACAACAACAAAAAUUAAAACAACCGCAUCUACAUGCCACACGAUAUCGUGAAAGUCAAGAUGUGAAACUUGAUAUAGCAGACUCUACAGUGUGUAGCUCGUCGAUCGACCGACAGCGCCUGGAGGAGGAACAGCUUACAAGUGCGAAAGAGGAAGGAAAUACAAGUUAAGAUGGUCGACAGCAAGCUGUCUUUCUUAAACUGCGAGAUUUGCAAAGAUGACCACAUAAGGAGGAAUGGUCUAGUUGUUCAGGAGGCCCUGUGCAUUUAAAAAUGUCCUCAAGAAAAGACUAGGUGACAUUUCAGCUGGGCCACUCAAGAUGUAUUUGUUGCUGUAGUCAGUAGGUGUUGCAGUCCGGGCGCCUUGUUUAUAUAGCUGCCACCCUGUCUCCAACACAGAGCGGCUGCAUUAGCCGAGAAGGAUCGGGAUUAAGAGCGGAAGGCCCCAGGCACAGUCAUGGAGCCGGGUUCCCAGAGCGAGCGAGCCCAGUUGCCCAGAAACAUGAUUGAAAAUAGCAUGUUUGAAGAGGAACCGGAUAUAGUUGACUUGGCCAAAGAGCCACGCCUUCAUCCCUUGGAACCUGAUGAAGUUGAAUAUGAGCCCCAUAGUUCACGACUGCUGGUGCGUGGCUUAGGAGAGCAUGACCUGGAAGAUGAUGAAGAAGACUAUGAAUCUUCUGCAAGGUUAUUGGGCAUGUCAUUCAUGAACAGGAGUUCCAAUCACCGCAAUAACAUGUCAGGGGUUUAUAAUCGGGAAGCAUCAUGGGGACCUUGUUCCUUUUCUUCUGCUCGGACUGUACUUGUUGGAGCAUUUGUCGUGGUAAUUAUACUUUCAAUAGCGAUGGUCGUCUACUUUCUGCCAAAAUGUACCUUCACCAAAGAAGGCUGCCAUAAAAAGAAUGCAACUUUAACUCCCAUAUAUCCUUUGGCAACCAAUGGCCAGGUAUUUCCUUGGCCAAAGAUGAGAUUAUCUAAUGCUGUUGUACCAGUGCAUUAUGAUCUUACUUUGCAUCCCAAUCUUACCACGAUGAAAUUCACAGGUUCUGUGCAAAUAACCCUCCUAGUCAAGGAGGAUGUCAAUAACAUCACUCUCCACAGCUAUGGUCUCAAUAUCAGCAAAGCAACCAUUGUUCCAGAGGCAUCUACUCAAGCAAAGGAUGUCCAGAUUUUGGAAUACAGACCACAUCAACAAAUUGCAAUUACAGUUAAUCCAGCACUAUUGAAUGGAAAAACAUACACACUGAAUCUGGAAUAUGCAGCAAAUCUGUCUGAUGGUUUUUCAGGAUUUUACAAAAGCAGCUAUCAAAGUAAAAACAAAACAAGAAUAUUGGCUGCCACACAGUUUGAACCAUCUUCAGCACGAAAGGCUUUCCCAUGCUUUGAUGAACCAGCUUUUAAGGCAACUUUUACAAUCAAGAUAAUCAGGGAAGCUGAGCACAUCGCAUUAUCCAACAUGCAGAAGAAUGAUACCAUAUCACUUGGCAAUGGACUGUUUCAAGACACAUUUGCAGAAAGUUUAACCAUGAGCACUUAUUUGGUAGCAUUUAUUGUGGCUGAAUUGAAGAAUGUCAGCAAGGUGACUGAAAAUGGAAUUCUGGUAUCUGUAUAUGCUGUUCCUGACAAAAUGGAUCAAAUGCAUUAUGCGUUAGAAGCAUCAAUGAAGCUUCUGAAGUUUUAUGAAGACUUCUUUAAUAUAUCCUAUCCUUUAAAGAAACUAGAUUUGGUAGCUAUUCCUGAUUUUGAAGCAGGAGCCAUGGAAAAUUGGGGCCUAAUCACUUUCCGAGAAAUAACACUCCUUUACAAAGAAGAUUCUGCAUCAGUACUGGACAAACAGAUAGUUAGUAUGGUGAUAGCUCAUGAAUUGGCUCAUCAGUGGUUUGGUAACCUGGUGACUAUGGAAUGGUGGAAUGACCUUUGGUUAAAUGAAGGAUUUGCCACCUUUAUGGAAUUCUUUUCACUUGAAAAAGUAUUCCCUGAACUCCAAGUGGCUGAUCGCUUUUUACAUACUCGAUUUAAAGCAAUGGAAAAGGAUUCGAUGAAUUCAUCCCACCCUCUCUCGACUCCAGUUAAAACUGCCGAACAAAUUGAGGAAAUGUUUGAUUCAAUUUCAUAUGAAAAGGGGGCUUCCAUUCUUUUGAUGUUGAAGGACUUUCUUAGUGAAACAGUUUUCCAGCAAGGAAUUAAGAGAUACUUAAAUGAACAUAAGUAUCAGAAUACGAAAAAUGAAGAUUUGUGGAACAGUAUUGCAAAAGUAAAAAAUGUAGAUUUCAAUGUGAAAGAAAUGAUGAAAACUUGGACGCUCCAGACAGGGUUCCCUGUGGUCACUGUUAAAUUAGACACAACUGCUAAUAAAAUCCACCUCAGUCAAGAACAUUUCCUCAGGAUCUCCAUUUCACAGGAUCCAUCAUCCUCACCCAAUUCCAGUUACCUGUGGCACAUUCCAUUGACGUACAUGACCAGCAGUUGCAGUAAUUAUGGCCAACCCCAGUGUAUCAAAACAUGGUUCCUUAAGAGCAAAACAGAUGUUAUUGACCUUCAAGAACCAAAUGUGACCUGGGUGAAAUUUAACGUGAAUAUGAGUGGGUAUUACAUCAUACAUUAUGAAGGGGACAUCUCGAUGGAAUUAAGUGGAUUAUUGCAAAAUAACCAUUUAGCUCUCAGUGACCAAGACCGAGCUGGCCUCAUUAAUAAUGCAUUUGUGCUUGCAAGUACGGGGAAAGUCUCAAUGCAACAGGCAUUGUCCAUGACCAAGUAUAUGAAAAACGAAAGCAGUAAUGCACCAAUAGCUGAAGCAUUGUUUCAACUCCACAAUAUCUACUGGCUUGUACAAAAGAGGGGAAUGCUGCAACUCACUGACCGGAUGGAGAAAUAUAUUUUUGAUAUUUUUGGUGACCUGAUUGAUCAUCAGACCUGGAGUAAUGAUGGAUCAUUGUCUGAAAGGCAACUUCGUGCUAUCCUUCUCACUGUAGCAUGUGACUACAACUAUGGCAACUGUGCCCAGAAUGCAAGUGAACUGUUUAACACGUGGGAGAAUACCAAAAACCUGAGUGUCUUACCAUCUGAUCUCACAAGGACAAUCUAUACUGUUGGAGCACGUGAUGACAAGGGCUGGACCUUCAUACGUCAGAUGUAUAAUACUUCGCAGGUGGAGGCAGAGAAAAGGAAAAUGCUACAAGCCCUGGCAAAAAGCAGCAAUCCUCAACAGCUAAUUGGGUUAAUGCAAGAAAGCCUGCAACAUGAAACAAUAAGGGCACAGGAACUGCCUUCCAUUCUUGCUACUGCUAGCAAAACCUUGGUCGGAUAUCUCUUUGCUUGGGAUUUUGUGAAGGAAAAUUGGGAUAAUAUAGUUAAGAAAUUUCAGCUUGGAUCAUUUACUGUUGAAACCAUCAUUACUGAAACAACAUCCCAUUUUUCAACAAAGACUCGCCUGUUUGAGAUUCAAACAUUUUUUGAUUCACUGAAGGACGAGGGUUCACAGUUGAGGGCUGUCCAAGAAGCACUCGAAAUAAUUCGUCUGAACAUUCAGUGGAUGGACAAAAAUUUGAAAAGCCUAGAAGAGUGGCUAUAGAAUUUAUUCUGUAUUUUCUCUUCAGUAAAUACACCUAUGUGCUAAGUGAUGCUAAAUUGCAGUAGUAUAAAGCAGGAUGAAGUCAGUCGUCACUCACAGUAACAUCAGUUUGCACUAUUGGAGGAUUGUAGUUAGCUCAGGGUAACUUACUGUUUGUUUAAUCAUUGAAAUUUAGUUGUGAUUGUGAGGAGCUGCAGACCAAACGCUAGGAAUCUGGUGAUGGGUGAAUGAAUUUACAAAAGAAAAAUAAGCAAAAUAGUUAUUUUGAGUUCUUGGUUUUAACUAUUUAGCAUGUGAGUGGGGAGAUCAAGAAUGUGUGUUAGGUAGCAUAUAAAGACAGAAUGUUCAGCUUACCCAGCAAUGUAACUUUCUGUUUUGCCAUGUGCUUUGCAGUAGGGAUUGUUCAUUUGUCCCAUAAUGUUUUAAUGUUGGAUGUGGCAUAUUGCUGCUGGCCCUCACCAUAAUAAUUCAGCAACUACUGAAAAGUGGAUACUCACUCCUUUGUAAGGCAAAUUCAUGGCCUUUAGCACAAAGCUAGUCAUAUGUAGUAUAUGGUGUAUUUCCUUAUAUUGUAUUAGGAAUACAAGCAAAAUGAACCCAUAUAACCUGAAUUCCUACAUCAUUAUUGAAGCCACUGUUUUGACCGAAAAGAAUGUGAUCCCCAAAAUGCUGAAUCCAACAAAACAAGAAAUUGAUUUUAUCCAGUUGUUAUGACCUAGAAUCUCCAGCUACUGUACAUUUUUAUUAGUUGACCAUCACCUGCAAGUUGAAUCAACUGAAUUAUACAUUUUUUGUUAAAAAAUGACUUGGCGAUGUAUUAUGGAAAGAACUGUGAAGCUCUGAGUUUACAAUACCACCUUUUAUUCUAGGAUACUAUGGUGACCCUGUCGAGCUUUGCUAUCAUGUGGUCAGAUUCACUCGAACAAGUUUGUACCAUGUCUCACUCCCAGUCAUCUAUAUUUAUUUAACAGAUUAAUGCAUUUUAUGUACAACUGAUGUUUGCAAAUUGUGUGAGACAACCAAUCAGAGUUUAACAGAAUUUUUAAAAAAGGCUACUUCUGUGCUUUAUAUCAGAAUGUAUUACAAUUGAGUGAAUUACAAACAGUUAUGUGUCAAUAAAUGCAAAAUAUAUUUACAAAUGACGGAAGUUAGGCAUGGACUUUGUGCUAUGAAAAAUCUAAAGGAUGUGCAAAGAAUUUAACUAAUUCUAGUGUUAAAUGAAUUAUUAACCUCAGGUACUGACAAUAACGUGGAUUAAGAAAUGUUAAGUGUGAUAUUUACUGACAAAUCUGGAUGGUCUGCUUAUGCAAAAGAAUCAUGUUCUCUGUAAAUAAGCUGAGUAAACUGAGAGUACUGGUGCAAUGUUACUGAUGCAAAGAACUCAAUCCUCAAAAGUACACCUAUGACCAAGUAAUUUGCGUUUUGACCUUUAUUCUAGUCUUUUCCCUUACCAUCUGGUGAACACAUUUUGUUUCUUCAUAAUUGCCAUUAGCAAACUUCUAAAAUGUACUUUCUAGUCAUUGAAGCCACUUUUUUGUGGGAAAAUUAGAAAUAUGUAAUAAAUAGUUUGCCCUAUGUAUGUAACCUUAAAUGGAAGCCAUAUUCACAAAAUUGAAAAACAAAAGGAAAGGUACCCAAAAUAAUGCUACUGUAUUGACACUGCUCAUCUCUCAGGUCUAAGGCUUUAACUAUACAUAUGUGGUUUGUAAGAGUUUAAUGGUUCAGAGUGAAAAUAGAACUGCUACAAUUUGGAAAACUAUACAUUAUUUUUGAAAUUUUAAUAAAACUUCAUUAAUCAUAUAAAUUUCAGUUUGCAGUUGCUUUACAAACUUUCAAAUAUAUCUUUUAACUGUUUAAAAUGUGGUGUUAUAUGUAUUUAAGAUUUUUUUUAUUCUUUCAAACUUGUAUGAUUGCACAAUAUUUUUGCUUGUAAUUAAGAUAGAUCUUUUAUGAACAAUGACAAAAUGUUUAAAUUACUAUUCCUUCUCAUUUGUUUCUCUGAGUCUGAUUAGUAAAUUUUAUCAAAAUUUUGGAUUGGUAGCUUUGGUUGUUCACAAACAAAUGUACUGCAAAAUAUUGGUGCAGUUUGUGAAGUAUAAAUAAAUUGUUUGAUGAUGGCAUUUCUGAAUAGACAGCUCUGCAAAUUCGUCUUUGUAUAGUUUUAUAAGUUUAUGCAAGUGUGUCUUUUACUUGAUUAACUUGAUGUGAAAGCAUUGCUGAAAGGCUAUCACUUAAUGUAUUUUGAGCUGAUUAAUUCCAAAUUGAAAUUUAUAGUCUGAAGUUCAUAUUGUAAACAGAGAUUUUGAGUAUUGAUAGCUUAUACCAUAUCACUGUGAUGUUUCCGAAAUAGAUCACCCAAGCAUGUUUUGACAUUUUCCAUGACCUAUUAUCUGUAUUUCUGGAGAAUAUUGACUGCAUUUGACAGCACAAAUAAUAUUGACAUCUUGCAGGAUUUGCUAAUAAAUAUGCAAAAAGAAAUUAUGUUGCAAGUGUAAUGCAGCAUCACUUCUUGCUUUGACAGAAAGCAACUAUUGGGUAUAAUAUAUUCUUUGGAAUCCUUCCAUCUGUGUAAGAUAAUGGACAUACUAGACAUGAUGCAGAAUACUUCUUUGACAGUUUCCUGGUGCAAUAUAUUACAGAGCCAAUUAGCAAUAAAGGUAUUUUGGAUCUAGAA